AUGGCGUCGUCCAGCAGCAACGUCGUCGGCGUGCACUACCGCGUCGGCAAGAAGAUUGGCGAGGGCAGCUUCGGCGUCAUCUUCGAGGGCACGAACCUGCUCAACAACACCCAGGUCGCCAUCAAGUUUGAGCCGCGUAAGAGCGAUGCUCCCCAGCUGCGCGACGAGUACCGCACCUACAAGAUUCUGGUGGGAUGUCCCGGCAUCCCGAAUGUAUACUACUUUGGCCAAGAAGGCCUGCACAACAUCCUCGUCAUUGACCUCCUCGGCCCCAGCUUGGAAGAUCUGUUUGAUCUCUGCUCCCGACGCUUCUCCAUCAAGACGGUUGUUAUGGUCGCCAAGCAGAUGCUGUCUCGCGUGCAGACCAUUCACGAGAAGAACCUCAUCUAUCGCGACAUCAAGCCCGACAACUUCCUCAUUGGACGCCAGGGCACCAAAGGUCAGAAUGUCAUUCACGUUGUCGACUUUGGCAUGGCCAAACAGUACCGAGACCCCAAGACCAAGCAACAUAUCCCCUACCGAGAGCGCAAGUCUCUAUCAGGCACUGCAAGAUACAUGAGCAUCAACACCCAUCUCGGACGAGAGCAAUCCCGCCGUGAUGAUUUGGAAGCAUUGGGUCACGUGUUCAUGUACUUUCUACGCGGCGGCCUUCCCUGGCAAGGCCUCAAAGCUGCGACGAACAAGCAAAAGUACGAGAAGAUUGGCGAGAAGAAGCAGACGACCGCCAUCAAGGACUUGUGCGAGACCUUCCCCGAGGAGUUUAACAAAUACCUCUCCUACGUGCGAAAUCUCGGCUUCGAGGACACGCCAGACUACGACUACCUCCGCGACCUCUUCACCAAGGCCCUGGCCAGCACCGGAGAAGUGGAAGACGGCGAGUACGACUGGAUGAAGUUGAACAACGGCAAGGGCUGGGACAUGCCAUCGCGAGCAUCCCAGUCUCACGCCGGCCGCGGCGAUGGAGCCGAUCCAUCGCGCGCCGCAGUCGUCGGCGUCGCGCCCCCGGGCGGCCAGCGCGCAUCCCGCGCACAAGUCUCUCAGGACCGCCUCAACGCCGAACUCCCCAAACCCGGCGCAGCGCGGACACCACAAGGGCAAAACGGCAGCAAACCGCAAGUGCGCCGCAACCCCAACAGCGACCUGGCGAAGCGCGGCAGCAAUGGCCAGAUCCUCGAUGCCGCCGGCCAAGGAGGCGACCAAGCGUCCACCACGCCGCACUUUGCGAAUAGCACCCCCAAUCUGCCGGGACGCAUGAGCACCGCAGCCGUCAACUCGCGCCAGCCAUCCGGCAUCGCAGCGCCCAACACCCAGCGCCCAGCAGGCCAGCAAGCGACGAACAACGCACAGCAGCAGCAUAACGGCGCAGAUGAGGAGCGAGGCGGCGCGAUGCAGAAGCUGCUGAAAGUGCUGUGCUGUGGAUAG
Neohortaea acidophila is the source of this 1422-nucleotide messenger RNA. Its product is annotated as putative casein kinase. Lineage: Eukaryota; Fungi; Ascomycota; Dothideomycetes; Mycosphaerellales; Teratosphaeriaceae. Gene Ontology annotation, biological process: signal transduction; endocytosis; peptidyl-serine phosphorylation. Gene Ontology annotation, molecular function: ATP binding; protein serine/threonine kinase activity. Gene Ontology annotation, cellular component: cytoplasm; nucleus. The record is from RefSeq and is a predicted model, not a curated record. The coding region runs from base 1 to 1422 and encodes 473 amino acids. The transcript is spliced from 2 exons.